AUGGCAAGGACUCAUGGAAAGGCCUCCUGGACCCUCUCGACAUCGACCUCCGCUCGUCCGUCAUCUCCUACGGCGAGCUCGCGCAGGCCACCUGGCACCUACGACGGGUUCAACACGGAGGCGCGGUCGCCGCACGCGGGGGCGUGCGUGUACGGCCUCGCGGACCUGCUGGCCGCCAGCGCCGGCGGCAGCAACUGGUACAGGGUGACCAAGUUCGUGUACGCCACGUCGGGGCUGCAGGUGCCCGACGCGUUCCUGCUCCUGCCGCAGCCGGGGCUGCAGGGGCAGGAGCCGUGGUGCAGGGAGUCCAACUGGAUGGGGUACGUGGCGGUGGCCACGGACGAGGGCGCGGCCGCGCUGGGGCGGCGCGACGUCGUGGUGGCGUGGCGCGGGACGGUGCGGAGCCUGGAGUGGGUCAACGACCUCGACUUCACGCCGGUGCCCGCCGCGCCCGUGCUGGGCGCCGCGGCGGACGCGCACCCGCGCGCCAUGGUGCACAGGGGGUUCCUGUCGCUCUACACGUCCAGCAACGCCAGCUCCAAGUACAACAAGCUCAGCACCAGAGACCAGGCAUGUGGAUUGGUUCUUGAGGAGAUCAGGAGGCUGAUGGAGCUGUACAAGCACGAGGAGACGAGCAUCACCGUCACCGGGCACAGCCUCGGCGCGUCGCUCGCCACCCUCAACGCCGUGGACAUCGUCUCCAACGGCCUCAACACGCCCGCCGCCGGUGGCGGCGGCUCCUCCUCCUCCCCGGUGACGGCCAUCGUGUUAGCGAGCCCGCACGUGGGGGGUCCCUUCUUCAAGGCCGCCUUCGCCUCGUUCGGGGACCUGAGGGCGCUGCACGUGAAGAACCAGGGCGACGUGGUGCCGCUGUACCCGCCGCUGGGGUACGUGGACGUGGCCGUGCCGCUGCCCAUCCACACGGCGCGCUCCCCGUGGCUGCGCCAGCCGGGCACGCCGCAGACGCUCCACAACCUCGAGUGCUACCUGCACGGCGUGGCCGGGGAGCAGGGCAGCGGCGGCGGCGCCGACGCCGACGGAGGAGGGUUCAAGCUGGAGGUGGACCGCGACGUGGCGCUCGUCAACAAGGCCGCCGACGCGCUCAGGGACGAGUACCCCGUGCCGGCCAAGUGGCGGGUGGCACUCAACAAGGGCAUGGUCAGGGGCGCAGAUGGGCGUUGGGUCCUCAAGGACUUCGAGACUUUCUGA
Molecule: messenger RNA, 1209 nt
Organism: Miscanthus lutarioriparius
Lineage: Eukaryota; Viridiplantae; Streptophyta; Magnoliopsida; Poales; Poaceae
Source: the annotation of a GenBank genome assembly